ACAUCCCCCUCAUAUCAGGCUCAGCAGAAGUCAAGAAAGAGGAAGACUCAUGCUCCAGGAAUACAAGUUAAAAAUCCUACAAAAUAAAAUCAAUGCUGCAAGAGAAGUGAGAAUAAAAGAACCUCAGAAGAUUGCUGACAAGCCGUCAUGCUCAGAGGAAGAAGCCUAUCGAUUCUUCUGCCAUAAAUUUGAUGAAUUGGAGAAGAAUGGACCUACCACUGGCACACUUUCACAACAGAGCGGGAAAGAUACUGUCAUCGAUAUUGAGAAUGUGGAUGAGUGUCAUAAUCCUCUUGUUCCUGGUGAUACUGAGACACUGGAUGUAAAUCCAGACCUUUUAUUUGUACCCAGUGAUUUACCAGUAAACCAAAGGAGGAUUAUACCAAGGUAUUUGAAGCCUCGUUUUUUGGAGGACGAAGGGUUUUAUGUCUGUGAGAGGCCCCAAGUGCCGAAGAAGAUGAUAAACAAAAUGGGCCACCGGCUGAUUGAGGAAGAAAAGGGACAGUCCUGGUUUGGAGAGAAUGGUUGCAUGAUUGCUAUUCCGGACCCAAUCCAGAAGUAUUGGCAUUGUAAAGUAGAUUUCCCAUUCUCAUGCCAGUCUCCUUGUCUGGCCACGGUGCACAUGAGGCCUGAUAAACUGCGAAGUGCAGGAUCUGUUGUCUCUAAUGCAGAUGGCAGUGCAGGGCUGUGGCAGCUUGACCUGAACCUAGCCAGGCUGCAUUUCACCCAUCACCCCCUGUUUAGCACAGAGCAUGUGUUGGCUCAGAGACUGUAUGAGCUCUAUGAGCAUUAUGAAACCCGUGAGAUGAAGGGUGCAACUACCUCUCUGCAGGACAAGCUAAGCGGGCUGAAGAAGUCAGAAACAGCCUUGACCACCACUGAUGAAACUGCUCCUUGCUCAAAGUUACAGGAUCUGAGACAGGAAAUACGAAAGACCCAUGUAGCACUGAAGAUUGAGAAGCAGGCAGACAUCUCUCUGGUGAGGAACAUUGUUGCUGCUUGGAAGCGCAUCAAAACCCUCAGGGCCAAGAACGGCUAUGUGAACACCACUGUGAAAUUACAGCUGCAUAAAGUGAAGGCAAGGAUCACUGACAGCACGACAAACCGAACUGGGACAGAUGAGCACAUGAAAACGAAGCUCUACACAGAUGGUGACGUAACGAUCAAGCAGCUCUACCUGUGUAGGGAGCUGAAGGAGCAUAACAAAGAGGAGAUAUCCGUCCCUCCAGUUCCAGGACAAGAAGAGGAGAUGUCUACUGAUUCUGUCAAGCAGAAGGCAGAUCAGUUAGAUCUAGUUCCUGUUCUUACUAUGUGUGGGGUGGUCACUCCAACCUCUAGCUGUCCACCUGAUGAGAAGGUUAGAAGAUAUGAACUGGCCAACCACAAAGUAUCAGUGAACAUAUUCUAUAAUGGAAAGCAUGUGUCUACCUCCGAGCCAUCCAUGUUCGACAACAGUGACUUCAGAGUUCAAAUUCAACAGAUGUUCAACAUGCAGAUUGUACACAGCCCAGAGAACAUUAUGCUUGAGAUUUGUGAGACAGUGAAACAAAAGAGCACUGUUGUGGCCAAAAUGUAUGUGCCCAUACCAGACAGGAACAUGCUCUCUAGCAACGCUACAAUGGAGAGGUCAGAGUUCAGCAGUGACAGAGCCAUCAAGGCCUACUACGCUGGUGUUGGGAGCAAUGUCCCAUUCAAACUAGAGAAGGAGGAUGCUGAGGAGUGCCUCAUGACCUCUGGGAGGCUGCUGUAUGUUGUCUCCUGGGCUGUGGAUGAGAGUGGCUUUCCCAUGGCGCCCACUGCCCCACCACACAGACCCAGCUCAACCAGACCCAUGGCCAGCGGUCCCAAUGCAAGUAGGCUUGAAUGGAUCAGGGACCUUCAGUUUGACCCCAACCACCCUUCUAACACAGAACUCACAGAACUCCUUAGGGAGGCCUGUGAGCAGAGAGACAGAGCCACGGGUCACUUCCGCCUGCAUGCCCUGGAGGAGGAGUUUGACUUCACCACUGAGGAGCAGCUGGAGAAGUCCAGUCGCUUUGGUCUCCUGCAGCUGCGGAGCUCUCAUGCUGUGGACGUCAGCCCCUCCAAACCCAUCCCUCUCCACGACAGAGACAUUACUGAAGCAAUGUUCACUGAUUAUGGUGCAUUCCCAAGUCUGUCCCUUAUGGAUGAAGACCCUAUCACAAUGCAGAGAGCACGCUCUAUACACUACAUCCAAAAGGCGCUGAAUUUGGCAAGAGAAAAACUGUUGAACAUCAAGAGGAAGUACAAGUUCUCUGAUAUAGUCACCGAGUACCACGAGGCAGAUACAGUGAUGGAGUUCAACUGGGACGUGUUCAGACUUAAGCGACCUCUCCAGCCUCAGCGCGUGAAGAGGAAGAUCAUUCCUACCUGCUCCCUCUCAGACGGGGACCUGAGGAUCCAUGUUGCCAUCAACAAUGCCCAGGGCCUGCCUGUUCGCCAGGAGGCUUUCCUCAAGGAGAUCCAGGCAAGAGGCUCCUGCUGUGGUCUGUCGAGCAGCAGCAGACUCAACAUGAAAAGCAGCUCAGAAAAGGCUGUCCUACAGAUCCUUAGGGGGUGAUUAUAGCCACGCGGGCCUUUCCAAAGUACAAGACGACAUUGUCAUCAAUGUGUUUGAUGAGAUGUCCUUUCAAGUCAUUGAGGUAUUGCAAGCCUCAACCAUGAAAGUACAAGCACUAUUCAAAGGCCACUUCAAAUCGCAGGGUGAACUGGAAAUCAACAUUCUGUCUGUCCCAUCGCCAUCCCUCCCUUACUCUCUUUUUUUUCUUUCAUCUUUUAUCUCACCUGUGUGAAACCCAGAGCAGUUCUCUGAGAGGCUGUGGAAGCCAGGUGUUCUCUGGCAGACAGUGGCUGGGCUCGGUCACCUUACCCUUCAGAUCUCUGCUGCAGCAAUCCAAGGUGUAUGAGAAACUGACCAUCUGUACCCCACCGACCCUACUGGGCUACAUGUGGACAGGGGAAGACAUGGUCAAUGACCAGGGCGUAGAGAUACCCGCGAGAAGAGAUACCAGUUUCAUGAAUGUCUUCAUCACAUUGGAUCCAGCCAUCUCUCUGAGUGAUGACCAGACUCCAAAGGCAAAUCAUUUUCAUGUUUAAUACUGUUUCGUUUUAAAGAGGUACUAUGUUCUAAAAACCUCUUUGCCUUCAAGUCAAAACACUUAAACUGUUAUUUGAUUCAGACGUUUGCUGUGGAAGAUAUUGAUCGAUAAGAUAUGGAAUAUGAUUACUCAUUAAUCAGCAUCCAUUCUUUUAAAGUGCUUAUGUUGAAUGUCAUGACUACUGUGAUUGAUAACCAACUGUACAACUGCAUCAGAACACACAUCCAUGGAAAUGUACUAUUUACCCUUUUCAUAUUCAGUAUGGUGACCAAAAGCCCCUUUGGCUGGUGAGUAUCAGUCCAAUUUGUAUUGCUUAGCCUAAAUGAUAAGUCAUCCUUUUCCAUGCACUGCUGCUGCUCCUACAGAAUUCUGUGUUUGUAUCCGUCUCCGCGUAGUUUUCCACAG
This is a messenger RNA of Oncorhynchus mykiss (rainbow trout), 3524 nucleotides long. The record is from RefSeq and is a predicted model, not a curated record. NCBI's taxonomy places the organism in Eukaryota, Metazoa, Chordata, Actinopteri, Salmoniformes, Salmonidae.